GACAGGUGCUCAGUUACCAGAUCGGCUCCGGCUCCGGCUUCCAACCUCAACUGAGAGUAUUCGCGCCUUUCUGAGCGGCUCCUGCAACGCAACAUUCGUUUUAAAUAUUAACAUAAUUUGUUGUUGUUGGUUUUUUUUUCCCGUUUUUUUUUUUACGUAUUUAUUUUUGAAGCGAAUUCGGUCAAUGCUGAAACGUGAUAGUUAGUGUUUAAUUUGCGAGUAGCUCAGUUGAAACGCAAGGAAUCGCACAAAAUGAGGCUAUUGUUGAAUAAGAGAAGCCUUGUAUGGCUGGCAAUCGUCGCUCUGAUGGUCACCGGUCUGACGCUUGGCCUUGUCUUCGGACUGAGAUCGAGGGAUACGCGCUAUAUAACUGGAGCCGUGGUCUCCAAUGGCAUCGGCUGUGCCGAGGUUGGCGGCUCGAUGCUCCAGGAGGGCGGCUCCGCGGUGGAUGCAGCAAUUGCGACGCUCCUCUGCGAGGGCAUCAUGUUGCCGCAUUCGAUGGGCAUCGGCGGUGGAUUUGUGGCAACCAUUUACACGCGUCGCACACGCAAAGUGGAAACGGUAAUGGCGCGCGAAUCGGCGCCAGCUGCUGCAAACAAGGAGAUGUUUGUGGGCCAGAAGGAGGUGACGGGCGCACUGGCGGGCGCUGUGCCCGGCGAGAUACUUGGCUAUUGGGAAAUGCAUCAGAAAUAUGGACGGCUGCCAUGGAAGGCACUGUUCCAGCCAUCCAUUAAGAUGGCCCGCGAGGGUCAUGUUGUGUCCCGCUAUCUGGCCGCUGCCAUCAGCUCCAAGCUAACGCAGAUCAAGAGUGAUCCAGCGUUAUCCAAAAUGUUUCUCAACGAUAAGGGUGAGCCGUAUGUGGAGCACGAUUAUAUGAAGCGGCCCGCCUUGGCCAAUACCCUGGAGCGGAUCGCUAACAAUGGCGCCGGCGAGAUUUACGAUGGCGGCGAGACGGGCGUCAAGUUUGUCGAGGACAUCACCAAAUUGGGCGGCAUUAUAACACUGGAUGAUCUCAAAAAUUUCAAAGUGCGCUGGGAGAGCGAUGGUCACAUAUCGGCAAAUGUGACCGGGGGAUUUACGCUGUAUACGACACCGUUGCCGUCGAGCGGUCCGGUUCUGGCCUUUAUAUUGAACGUGAUGAGUGAACUGUAUUCGGAUAAUGAGGGCAUUUACUGGCAGCGUGUCAUUGAGAGCUUCAAGCAUGCGUAUGGACAGCGCACGAAUUUGGGUGACUAUGAAAAUGAUCCGGAAUAUGGUCAGAGCAUAAAGGAUCAGCUGGAAAAACUACUUGGUACCGAGCUGGUGAACACCGUGCGAGCCCUGAUAAACGAUGAGAAAACCUCGCAGGAUUAUAUGUACUACGGCGCCAAUUUCACCGUGGAGCCCGAUCAUGGCACCGCCCACAUGAAUGUGCUGGCAAGCAAUGGUGAUGCCAUAUCCAUUACCAGCACCAUUAAUACAUACUUUGGGGCCAAGGUAGCAUCGCCGCAAACGGGCAUCAUAUUGAAUGACGAGAUGGAUGACUUCUCGACGCCGGGCGUUAUUAACAGUUUUGGCGUACCCUCCUCGCCAGCCAAUUACAUCUAUCCACACAAGCGGCCCAUGUCCUCCAUGAAUCCCUCGAUCAUUGUCGAUGCCAAUGGCGAUGUGCGCAUGCUGGUCGGAGCUGCUGGCGGCACCAAAAUAACAACCAGCGUGGCAACGGUCAUAAUGAAGUAUCUGAUACGCCACGAGAGCAUGUCGCAUGCCGUUAACGAUGGUCGCCUGCAUCAUCAGCUGAUACCUAUGCGCAUCGAUUACGAGGCGGAUGUAAAUAGUGAGGUUAUAGAAUAUCUGCGCAAUGCUGGACACACAUUGAGUGAUAAUCCUGGUGACGGAGGAUUCGCUGCAGUUACGGCAAUCGGGGCGUUACAUGAACCGGAACCGUUCUUUGAUCGUCGACGCGUUGGCAGCGUUUUGACUUUACAAAAUAGAAACAAGAUGCAGCAUUAAAUAGUUACAAUUUUGGGUGCCGUAUCGGCAUCAAAUUGGCCAAGCUUAACGCUUGAUUGGCGAGAUUUUUCAUUUUAUCAUUUGAACUCUCAUUAUAUCUAUAUCU
This is a messenger RNA of Drosophila novamexicana, 2098 nucleotides long. RefSeq names its product scoloptoxin SSD14. Gene Ontology annotation, biological process: glutathione catabolic process. Gene Ontology annotation, molecular function: glutathione gamma-glutamate hydrolase. The record is from RefSeq and is a predicted model, not a curated record. NCBI's taxonomy places the organism in Eukaryota, Metazoa, Arthropoda, Insecta, Diptera, Drosophilidae. Gene Ontology annotation, cellular component: plasma membrane. The transcript has 5 exons. Bases 253 to 1992 code for a protein of 579 amino acids.